Messenger RNA from Tupaia belangeri chinensis (Chinese tree shrew), 7284 nucleotides. RefSeq names its product nuclear mitotic apparatus protein 1 (gene NUMA1). Gene Ontology annotation, molecular function: microtubule binding. Bases 247 to 6597 code for a protein of 2116 amino acids. Lineage: Eukaryota; Metazoa; Chordata; Mammalia; Scandentia; Tupaiidae. The record is from RefSeq and is a predicted model, not a curated record. The transcript has 26 exons. Gene Ontology annotation, biological process: establishment of mitotic spindle orientation. Gene Ontology annotation, cellular component: spindle pole; spindle microtubule; centrosome.
GUGACCUGGCUGCAUGGCUUCUCUUCUGCUUGUUGUCUGAUCCACGGAGCACUGGGGCUGCCCAGGAUGGUGUGAGAGAGAGCCAUCAGCAGUGGGUGGGAUGGAGAAUGAACAAGCACUCCUGUCCCUUUGCCUCUUCCCUGUUAAAGGCUCAUUCUAAAGCCAGACCGCUGAGGAUUGCUCUGCCCUAGCUUGGGAGGCUGUUCACCAGGAGGUGCAUCGGGGUGACUAUCUCGAGUCACCAAGAUGACGCUCCAUGCCACCCGAGCAGCUGCGCUCCUCUCUUGGGUGAACAGUCUGCAUGUGGCUGACCCCGUGGAGGCUGUGCCACAACUCCAGGACUGCAGAGUCUUCAUCAAGAUCAUCGAUAGCAUCCAUGGCACUGAGGAGGGGCAGCAAAUCUCGCAGCGGCCACUGUCGGAAAGACUGGACUUUGUGUGCAGUUUUCUGCAGAAAAACCGAAAACAUCCCUCUUCUCCAGAAUGCCUGGUGUCUGUGCAGAAGGCAAUGGAGGGGUCAGAGCUGGAACUGGCCAAGAUGACCAUGCUGCUCCUGUACCAUUCUACCAUGAGCUCCAAAAGCCCCAGGGACUGGGAGCAAUUUGAGUAUAAGAUUCAGGCUGAAUUGGCGGCCAUUCUUAAAUUUGUGCUGGACCACGAGGAUGGGCUAAACCUUAACGAGGACCUGGAGAACUUCUUACAGAAAUCUCCUGUCCCUUCUACCUGCUCCAGCACCUUCUCUGAAGAGCAGUCCCCACCCAGCCACCAGACCAAAAGGGAGGUUCACUUCCUGGAGCUACAGAAGGUUGCCUCCUCCUCCAGUGGGAACAACUUCCUCUCCAGCUCUCCAGCCUCCCCAAUGGGUGACAUCCUGCAGACCCCACAGUUCCAGGUGAGACGGCUGAAGAAGCAGCUUGCGGAUGAGAGGAACAACAGGGACGAGCUGGAGCUGGAGUUGGCGGAGCACCGCAAGCUCCUCACUGAGAAGGACGCACAGAUAGCCAUGAUGCAGCAGCGCGUCGACCGCCUGGCUCUGCUGAGCGAGAAGCAGGCCGCCAGCCCACUGGAGCCCAGGGAGCUGGAGGAGCUGCGUGGCAAGAACGAGAGCCUUACCAUGCGGUUACAUGAAACUCUGAAGCAGUGCCAGGAUCUGAAGACAGAGAAGAGCCAGAUGGACCGCAAGAUCAGCCAGCUCUCGGAGGAGAAUGGGGACCUUUCCUUUAAGCUGCGGGAGUUUGCCAGUCACCUGCAGCAGCUGCAGGGUGCCCUCAACGAACUGAUGGAGGAACACAGCAAGGCCACCCGCGAGUGGGGUGAGAAGCAGAGCCACCUCGAGAAGGAGCUGGGCACGGCCUUGCAGGACAAGAAAUGCCUUGAAGAGAAGAAUGAAAUCCUUCAGGGAAAACUUUCACAGAUGGAGGAACGCCUGACCCAGCUGCAGGAGAACCCACCCCAGGAGAAGGGCGAGGUGCUGGGUGAUAUCUUGCAGCUCGAAACCCUGAAGCAAGAGGCAGCCACUCUUGCGGCAAACAACACCAAGCUCCAAACCAGGGUGGAGGCGCUGGAGGCUGAGCAGGGCCAGCAGGAGGCCAAGCUACUUGCCGAGCGGGGUCGCUUUGAGGAAGAGAAGCAGCAGCUGGCCAGCCUUAUUGCUGACCUGCAGAGCUCCGUCUCCAGCCUCAGCCAGGCCAAGGAGGAGCUGGAGCAGUCCUCCCAGGCUCAGGCAACCCAGUUGACUGCCCAGGUGGCCUCUCUGACCUCUGAGCUCUCCACACUCAAUGACACCCUUCAGCAGCAGAACCAAGAACUGGCUGGCCUGAAGCAACAGGCCAAGCAGGAGCAGGCUCAGCUCACAGAAUCCCUGCAACAUCAGGAGCAGGCUGCGCAAGACCUCCGCCAGCAGGUGGAGCAGCUGAGCAGCAGCCUGAAGCAGAAGGAGCAGCUGCUGCAGGAGGCAGCCCAGAAGCAGGAGGCCGUCUGGCGGGACCACGCUCAGCAACUGGCCACUGCCACUGAGGAACGAGAGGCCUCCCGGAAGGAGCGGGAUGGGGCUCUCCAGCAGCUGGCAGCCUUGGAGAAAGAGAAGGCUGCUAGGCUGGAGGUUCUGCAGCAGCAGCUUCAGGCUGCUAAUGAAGCUCGGGACACUGCCCAGACCACUGUGACCCAGAUCCAGCGGGAGAAAGCAGAGCUGAGCCACAAGGUAGAGGAACUCCGUGCCCACCUCCAGGCAAUCCAGCAGGAGCAGUGUGAUGCCCAGGCCCAGGCAGCAGAACUGGAGGCCCAGCUGAGGUCUGAGCAGCAGAAAGUAGCUGAGCGAGAAAGGAUGGCCCAAGAGAAGGGCCAGCUCCAGGAGCAGGUCCGGGCCCUGGAGGAGUCCCUGAAAGCUGCCAGGGGCAGCCUUGAAGAAGAGAAGCGCAGUAUUGCAGGGAGCCUGGAAGAGCAGCAACGUCGUAUCCGCGAGCUAGAAGCGGAAACCCGAGGCCUGGCAGAGAAGCAUAAGCAGGAGCGGAAGGAGCUGGAAGAAGAGAAGGCUGCACACAAGAGGCUGGAGGCCCAGCUACAGCGUCUCAGGGAGGCCCACCAGGCCGAGAACGAAGCCCUGCGGCGUGAACUGGCCGAGGCCAGAGCCUCCCAGUGCAGGGCUGAGAGCGAAUGUGAGCAGCUAGGCAAGGAGGCAGCCACCUGGCGCAAGCGCUGUGAGGACAGCCAGCGAGAGGAGGCGCAUUACGAUGCCAUGUUCCAGGGACAACUGAUAGCCCUAAAGGAAGAACGUGACAAGGCCCGCCAGGAGCUGCAGGAGGCAAAGGAGAAGAUGGCAGGGAUAGAGGCCCACAGUGAGGUCCAGAUAGGCCGGCAGCAGACUGAGCUUGCUCAGCUUCAUGCCAGCCUGGCCAGAGCCCUCCAGCAGGUCCAGGAGAAGGAGGUCAGGGCCCAGAAGCUUGCAGAUGACCUAUCCACUCUACAGGAGAAGAUGGCUGCCACCAGCAAGGAGGUGGCCCGCCUGGAGGCCUUAGUGCGCAAGGCAGGUGAGCAACAGGACCCAGCCUCCCGAGAGCCCCUCAAGGAACCCACAAGGGCAGCAGACAGAGAAGCUGAAUGGCUGGAGGAGCAGCAGGGCCGCCCAUUCUGCAGCACGCAGGCGGCGCUACAGGCCAUGGAGCGUGAGGCAGAGCAGAUGGGUAACGAGCUGGAGAGGCUGCGGGCUGCGCUGAUGGAGAGCCAGGGGCAGCAGCAGGAGGAGCGCGGGCAGCAGGAAAGGGAGGUGGCACGGCUGACCCAGGAACGGGGCCGAGCCCAAGCUGACCUCGCCCUGGAGAAGGCAGCCAAGGCAGAGCUUGAGAUGCGACUGCAGAACGCCCUCAACGAGCAGCGUGUGGAGUUUGCAACCCUGCAGGAGGCUCUGGCCCAUGCCCUAUCAGAAAAAGAGAGCAAGGACCAAGAGCUGGCCAAGCUCCGCAGUCAGGAGGCGGCCCAGAGAGCACAGCUGGAGAAGAUGGAGCGCACCACAGAGCAACUGAAGGAGCAGCUGGCCAUGAAAGAAAAGGAGCACCAUCAGGCUGGCAGGCUCCCUGGUGGAGAGGGGGUUUCUGGCUCCAAAGCCUCAGCAGAGGCCCCUGGGAAGACAGGGCCGGCAGACCCAAAGCUGGAGGUGCUACAGGCAGAGGUGCGCAAGCUGGAGCAGCGAGCCUGCAGCCUGGAGCGCAGCCUCGAGGCUGAGCGGGCCUCCCGGGUGGAGCAAAACCAGGCCCUGGAGACUCUGCGGGGCCAGUUGGAGGAGAAGGCUCAGGAACUGGGGCACAGUCAGGGUACCCUAGCCUCGGCCCAGAGGGAGUUGGCCACUCUCCGUGCCAAGACCCAAGACCAUGGCAAGGCCGAGGAGGAGUGGAAGGCACAAGUGGCCCGGGGCCAGCAGGAAGCCGAGAGGAAAAACAGCCUCAUCUCCAGCUUAGAGGAGGAGGUAUCUAUCCUGAACCGCCAGGUUCUGGAGAAGGAAGGGGAGAGCAAGGAGCUGAAGCGCCUGGUGAUCGCCGAGUCCGAGAAGAGCCAGAAGCUGGAGGAGAGGCUGCGCCUGCUCCAGGCAGAGACAGCCAGCAGCAGCGCCAGGGCUGCAGAACGCAGCUCAGCUCUACGGGAAGAGGUGCAGAGCCUCCGGGAGGAGGCUGAGAAACAGCGGGUGGCCUCUGAGACCCUGAGGCAGGAGCUGGCCUCCCAGGCUGAGCGAGCUGAGGAGCUGGGCCAAGAACUGAAGGCAUGGCAGGAGAAAUUCUUCCAGAAGGAGCAGGCACUCUCUGCCCUGCAGCUAGAGCACACCAGCACGCAGGCUCUGGUGAGUGAGCUCCUGCCCGCCAAGCACCUCUGUCAGCAGCUGCAGGCCGAGCAGGCAGCUGCCGAGAAACGCCACCGCGAGGAGCUGGAGCAGAGCAAGCAGGCGGCCUCCGGGCUGCGGGCCGAGCUGAUGCGGGCCCAGCGGGAGCUUGGCGAGCUUGUGCCACUGCGGCAGAAGGUGGCAGAGCAGGAGCGCAUGGCCCAGCAGCUGCGGGCAGAGAAAGCCAGCUGUGCGGAGCAGCUGAGCAAACUAAAGAAGGCGCACGGCCUGCUGGCGGAGGAGAACCGCGGGCUGGGUGAGCGGGCCAACCUCGGCCGACAGUUUCUGGAAGUGGAGCUGGACCAGGCCCGGGAGAAGUAUGUGCAGGAGUUGGCGGCUGUGCGUACAGAUGCUGAGGCCCGGCUGGCCGAGAUGCAGCGGGAAGCACAGAGCACUGCCCGGGAGCUGGAGGUGAUGACUGCCAAGUACGAGGGUGCCAAGGUCAAGGUGCUGGAGGAGAGGCAGCGGUUCCAGGAGGAGAGGCAGAAACUCACUGCCCAGGUGGAGCAGCUAGAGGUAUUUCAGAGAGAGCAGACUAAGCAGGUGGACGAGCUAAGUAAGAAGCUGGCUGACUGUGACCAAGCCAGCAAGGUGCAGCAGCAGAAGCUGAAGGCUUUCCAGGCCCAGGGAGGUGAGAGCCAGCAGGAGGCCCAGCGCCUGCAGGCGCAGCUGAACGAGCUGCAGGCUCAGCUGAGCCAGAAGGAGCAGGCAGCUGAGCACUACAAACUGCAGAUGGAGAAAGCCAAGACCCAUUAUGAUGCCAAGAAGCAGCAGAACCAGGAGCUGCAGGAGCAGCUGCGUGGCCUGGAGCAGCUGCAGAAGGAGAACAAGGAGCUGCGGACCGAGGCUGAGCGGCUGGGCCGGGAGCUGCAACAGGCGGGGCUGAAAACCAAGGAGGCCGAGCAGACGUGCCGCCAGCUCACUGCCCAGGUGCGCAGCCUGGAGGCGCAGGUGGCCCAUGCAGACCAGCAGCUUCGAGACCUGGGCAAAUUCCAGGUGGCAACUGACGCCUUAAAGAGCCGUGAGCCCCAGGCUAAGCCCCAGCUGGACUUGAGCAUCGACAGCCUGGAUCUGAGCUGCGAGGAGGGGACCCCACUCAGUAUCACCAGCAAGCUGCCUCGUACCCAGCCGGAUGGCACCAGUGUCCCUGGAGAGCCUGCCUCUCCCAUCUCCCAGCGCCUGCCUCCCAAAGUAGAAUCCUUGGAGAGUCUCUACUUCACCCCCAUCCCUGCCCGGGGUCAAGCCCCCCUGGAGAGCAGCCUGGACUCCUUGGGGAAUGUCUUCCUGGACUCUGGCCGGAAGACCCGCUCCGCUCGCCGGCGCACCACCCAGAUCAUCAACAUCACCAUGACCAAGAAGCUGGAUGUGGAGGAGCCAGACAGCGCCAACACCUCCUUCUACAGCACGCAGUCCGCCCCUGCCUCCCAGGCUGGCCUACGCACCGCCACCUCCACCCAGUCUCUAGGCCGCCUGGGCUCUCCCGAUGACGGCAACUCGGCUCUGCUCAGUCUGCCUGGCUACCGGCCCACCACUCGCAGCUCUGCUCGCCGCUCCCAGGCUGGGGUGUCCAGCGGGGCCCCCCCAGGCAGGAGCAGCUUCUACAUGGGCACCUGCCAGGAUGAGCCUGACCAGCUGGACGACUGGAACCGCAUUGCAGAGCUGCAGCAGCGCAAUCGGGUGUGCCCCCCGCAUCUGAAGACCUGCUAUCCCCUGGAGUCCAGGCCUUCCCUCAGCCUGGCCACCAUUACAGACGAGGAGAUGAAAACCGGGGACCCCCGGGAGACCCUGCGCCGAGCCAGCAUGCAGCCAGCCCAGAUAGCCGAGGGUGCAGGCAUCACCACCCGGCAACAGCGCAAACGUGUUUCCCUAGAGUCCCACCAGGGCCCCGGCACCCCAGAGUCUAAGAAGGCCACCAGCUGUUUCCCACGCCCCAUGAGCCCCCGUGACCGACACGAAGGGCGCAGGCAGAGCACUGCUGAGGCCCAGAAGAAAGGAGCUCCAGCUGGCAAACAGGCUGACCGGCGCCAGUCCAUGGCCUUCAGCAUCCUCAAUACGCCCAAGAAGCUGGGGAACAGCCUUCUGCGGAGGGGGGCUUCAAAGAAGGUCCCGGCCAAGGCCUCCCCCAGCACCCGCAGCGGAACACGCCGCUCGCCGCGCAUUGCCACCACCACAGCCAGCGCUGCCACUGCUGCCGCUGCCACCCCUCGGGCCAAGGGCAAGGCAAAGCACUAAAGGGCCAGUACCAGUGAGCGGCCCCACCUGAGUCCCCAAGACUGACCUCGCUCACCUGGUCCUUCUGUCCCUCUCAGUGCCUUCUCAGCUCCCAGGCCAAGGUGGCCAGACCCCUAGACAGUGACACCUGCCACACCCUGGCCUGCUACCUGGCCCCUCACUGGCACUUCCUCAGAGCUGGCCCAGGAGGCCUGGAGCUUGGACGGUGUGGGCUCUCCCUGCGUUGCAUCCUGAUUUCUUCUUAGAGCAAACUCACUUCGUCACAACCAGAUUCGAGGCUGGCUCUGAGUGGCUGGGUCCUUGGGUCCAGCUAUUCUUCCUCAGCCUUUGGAUCUAGAAGGGACCAUUGGAGGAGCAGGUCCUAGUUCCUGCUGCUCCUAGUGGCUGGGCCUAGCAAGGACCCUGGCUCUUGACGUUCAGGCCUGUCCAAGACCUGAGGGCACUUGCCCUAGGGGCUCUCAUCCUCCCAGGGGCCCAACCACCCAGAGGAUCUUCUCCAGGACAGCUGGGCCCUAUGUCUUGGGCUGGGGGUGGGGAUAGGGUGCCUUCAGCAGCAGCUUAUCCCCUUUGUCCCUAGACUUGCACUGGGGAUGGGGGAUUUGGAGUGAGGGGAAGGUUUUUAAGGGCCGGGGAUGGAUCUUUUCUAAAUGUUAUUACUUGUAAAUAAAGUCUAUUUUUCUCCCUUGA